Molecule: messenger RNA, 1122 nt
Organism: Syzygium oleosum
Lineage: Eukaryota; Viridiplantae; Streptophyta; Magnoliopsida; Myrtales; Myrtaceae
Product: reticulon-like protein B2
Exons: 5
Coding region: 79-837 (252 amino acids)
Source: RefSeq, a predicted model, not a curated record
GGGGCACGAAGGACGGACAUACCCACGCGCGCUCUCUCUCUCUCUCUCUCUCUGCCGUCUCUCUCUUGAGGAAAGUCCAUGGCGGAUCAUGCAGGAGACUCCGAGCCAUCGCUGAUGGAGAAGGUGGCCGAGAAGAUCCACGGCCCCGAGUUCUCCUCCUCCUCCUCCGAUUCCGACGACGACAAGCCGCCCACCGUCGGUUCCGUGAAAUCGAGGGUCUGGAGGCUCUUCGGUAGGGAGGUGCCCGUCCACAAGGUCCUCGGCGGCGGAAAACCUGCUGAUAUUUUCCUUUGGAGGGACAAGAAAGUCUCUGCUGGUGUCCUGGGUGUGGCCACUGCGAUAUGGAUUCUCUUUGAGUUGAUGGAAUACCAUCUGAUCACUCUUGUUUGCCAUAUCUUGAUCCUCUCUCUGGCAAUUAUUUUUCUGUGGGCUAACGCGUCCAUAUUCAUCACAAAGUCCCCACCUAACAUCCCAGAAGUUCAUCUUCCUGAGAAAUGUGUGCUGGAAGUGGCUUCUGCACUGAGAUUUGAAGCUAAUCGAGGAUUGGCUCUCCUGAGGGAGAUAGCAUCAGGGAGAGAAUUAAAGAAGUUACUAGCUUUCAUUGCGGGAUUGUGGGUUGUCUCUAUGGUCGGGAGUUGGUUCAACUUCGUCACCUUGAUAUACAUAACUUUUGUUUUGUUACAUACCAUACCGGUGUUUUAUGAAAAAUACGAAGAUCAGGUGGAUUCGUUCGCGGAGAAGGUGAUGGCCGAGAUCAAGAAGCAGUAUGCAGUCCUUGAUGAGAAGGUCUUGAGUAAAAUCCCAAGAGGACCUUUGAAAGACAAGAAAAAGGAUUAGUCAGCAGCGUCGUCAUCCUUAUUUUACCGGGUUCAUGGUGAAAGCAAAACGGAAGGUUUUCUUGGCCCGCGUCUGGUCCUGUUUGCCUCUGUGAAUCUUAUAUAUUGGAUAGUGCUACAUCUUAACAUGCACUGACUAGUUAUAUAUGUGGACAUGUUCUAAAUCAGACUGCUUUUAUAUCUUCUUUGCACGCUUGCUCGCGGGCAUUCUUGUCAAUGUCUUAUGAGGAUAUUUGUUGGAGAGAUAGGUCAAAGUUUCUUAAAUAAUAGAUUGGAAUACAGCAAA